AGACUCAGAGGUGUGUUGUGUGCCAGUUCAGUUGACUGUGAUGCAUAAAAAUGCAGUCUAGGCAGACAGAUCAUUAGGAUUUGGGACACCGCCAUUAACAGCGGAUGGUGGUGUUACGUAAACUCCAUGGCAAAAGUGUUUGUGUCAGUUCUGCAUGAGUCUGCUCUAUUCCAGGUGUUAUCCUCAGGAUGACAGGACUGUGAGCUUCUCUUCCCAUGUAUUCAAGAGAUCAAACCCAAGAGAGGAACAGCAGCGGACCAGCACUGUGUGUUACCAAUAAAAUGUCAUUUAAAUCCACGACACCACUAAAGGUUUUGCAUGACAGAGUGUGAUGACCCAUGCACGGCAGAGGAACUCUUUAUGUGGAUAUAAGAGUGAAUCUGCGGACCAGGUGAGCUGUCAGACAACUAUGGACAGAACUUGGCCAGAAAAGAAGGCUAAAAAAUGCUCUACCCAAAGAGGAAAAGUUAAGGAAAUAAAAGGGAAGACCACAGAGAGAGACCGGAAGCUGUACCCCCUCAGGGGACGACAUGGAUUGGGUGAAGUGAGCGCGCUUAACUGCUGUGUCGUACUGACGCGCUUGGACGAGAGCGAAACGUGUAGGAACAGCAUGAAGGGCAAGGAGAAGGAAAUGCAGGUGAAGGCGAAAAUCUGCAAGUGUCGCAAGAAAACUUGUAAGACUUGCCAGUCAGCGCCUGAACCAAAAAGCAAAGUGAAACCGGAUAAAUCUGCCUUAUACACAGAAUUCGUCCUUGAACCUCGUCAGAGACGGCUGGCCUCUCUGAAUGCAGAGGCCGUUAACAGUCUGCUGUUGGACAGAGAGGACCCCCAACAGGCAUCAAAACUCUCAAAGAAGCAGCAACAGACAAAAGGAGACACUUCUAUCUCUAAAGACACAGUGAAAGAUAAUGAUUGUUCUAGAAAAGUCCAAGACAACCGUAAACGCACAUGUACCGGAGAGACUGAACAAUGUCGAAACCACAAAAAAGCGAAGACGGAGGCUGACGCUAUUGAUCUACAGACUCUAAACAGUCCUGCUCCCAAGCGCCUGGCUGGUUUAAAUGCGGCCGCCCUGCUCAAGCUGACCAGCACGUCCUCUGGAGUGAAGCGCAGAGGUAAAACAGAUGGCAAACCGACCGGCGGAGGAGUGCGAGGGAAACCGCUACAGUCUAAAUCACGUAAACAGCAGCACAACUUGGCCUGUCAGUCCAAGUUAAAAGUAGCGCAGCAAUGCUGCAGCCUCUGCGAGAAGCAAGCCCUCCACACUGAGGCAUUGUGGGACGGGAGCACAGGAAGCCAUGGCUUUAUUAGCCCCAGAUAUCAGUGCAGAUCCAUGCUCAGCUUUCCCCUGAAGCCUGUGAAGGAAGAGAAAACAGAGACUGAUGUGAAAUCAUAUUACUGCUGUUCCCAGGAGAGAUCAGUGGAGUACUGCCAUAGACUAGCCCUGUUCCUCGGCCAGAAAACCUUCCCGGAAACCGAUGAACAUUCUCUGAAGGGAUUUCUUCCUUCUCCUCACACGCUGACACAUCCAGCUAUGCCCAUCGGUGCCCAUUCCUAUCCCUGUUACCCUGGGUACUAUGUCCACAUUGCCCAUCACGGGACUCCGGCGCUUCCCGUAAGCUCAAAUCCAGGAAGCCACGCGCCCUCGUCCGUACCCCCACUGGCGAUGCGCACUAGUGGGGUCCAGAGACCAAAAUUGCUGCCCUCUUCGGUUUCCCAUCCUACAGGGAUCCCUCAUCCGGCGUACUGUAACUCUGUGGGCACCUGCUACGGAGAAGCCUGCAGGCUCAACAGCUAUGCCUACAGACCCACGCAACCCAUCACUAGCAGGGGCUGCUCGUACAACGCAGGAUGCUCCAGCUGCAUGCACAAAGUGGAAAAAGAAGACUACUCUUACCCUCUGGAUGACCACAGCUCAUCCAUCACAAUGCCUUCUGCCAUGCCUCUGUCCAUCUGCCCCAUCUCCAGUGUGCCUCCACCCACCCAGUCAGUGCCCCACCUGCAGACGCCUCUUUCCGACGCCAGUCGACCCCAGGUGAAGAUUAGAGUGGGACGGGAAUGCCCUCAGAGGGCCAAGCCGCCCAGUGGCUCUCGUUCUGGGGUGCGGGACUCUGCUGUUUGCCCCCACAUUAAGGAUGGCCAGCUGGGAGCAGGCCAUGGCAGUGGCUCUGCCAAGCAGCCUAAGAUCAGCCGUCGCCGGGCAACAAACGGCUGGCUGCCUGUUGGUGUGGCAACAGAAAAGGAAGUAUUCAUCGCGGGCGAGGAAUCAACAUCCCUGCGCAGGUGCUAUGAAGGAGUGCAGAGAGAUGGAGAGGUGAUCAAGGUCAGAGACACCGUGCUACUGCGCUCAGGUCCCAGGAAGAAGUCCCUGCCUUAUGUGGCCAAAGUCUCUGCCUUCUGGGAAGACCCUGAGUCAGGGGAGCUGAUGAUGAGCUUGUUUUGGUACUACCGCCCAGAGCACACUCAGGGGGGUCGCAAUCCCAGCAUGCACUGUGAGAAUGAGAUUUUCGCAUCUCGGCAUCAGGAUGAAAACAGUGUGGCAUGUAUUGAGGAUAAGUGCUAUGUGUUGACAUUAGCACAGUACUGUAGAUUUUGUGCCUUGGUGAAGUGUCAUGAGGAGGGCUUACGCAGACGUAGCCCCCUGGUCCCUCCCUCCGACUAUGUAAUUCCAGCUCAUCGUUGCGUGCCCAACGACAUCGAUCCCGACCUGGUGUUCGUCUGCCGCCACGUUUACGACUUCCGCUAUGGCCGUCUGCUGAAAAACCUGCAGUAGGUCUGAAUGGAGCCAUACACUGAAACCAGAAUCCAAAACGUUAUGACACAAUCAAAGUCCUAUCAACUGGAUGGCUACAAGUCUUUAGGGAGUUGUUGUUGUUUUCAAUUUUUUUUUUCCUUUAAGAUAAAUGCUCUCGGCGUAGCACUCCUGAAAAAACGUUUCUUUCAGCUAUUAUCCCUUGUGACUUUAUAUAACGGCAUUCUGAGCACAACUACCUUGAGUUCAAAGGUACCGAUCGCCAAAAUGUGAUUUUUCACUCCAUGAAUUUGAGUAUUUAUUUUUGCAGUUAUCUUUUAUAUUUGCUGAAUGAGUGUAAAAAGAAGAAGAAAUUAAUGCAGGUACAUUAACAAUGACCUUGAAUUAUGGAAUAGAGCUCUAAUAUUCCCUUUUUUGGUAGUAAACGCACCCUUAUUAAACUAAUUAUCUGUAGAUGGAAGGUUAAAAAUAUUUAUUUUUAGAUAAAUUGAACACAAGCUCCAUCUUUUAGGAGGCACCAAUCAGUUUGAUCCACAGCACACUGGCCAAUCAUUCAUUCAGUCGUCAUAACAGGGUGUGGGGGAUCACAGAUUUAUUGUGGCGGACCAAAUAUCCCAGAAUGCAUUUGGUUAACCAACUUGCCAUUCUGACCAAUGUGUAAUGAGCUUUCGUCCUCCCGUCGCCCAUCAUGACUUGCCUUAUAUCUUACACCGAGUUUUCCCGUUUUCUGCCUUCCCAGCAAACCAAAGGUUAUCACGCCACUCCUUAACAUCCACCUUCGCAACUCCAUUAGUUUGCACUAAAACUUCUCAUUCACCGAGUCAGCAGUCUGACUCAGUUCCAAACGUCACCUGCUACUGAUCUCCAAUGCAGGAAAAUACUGUGUAUUUGUUGUACGUGUACAAAGAGAUAUGAGAGAACUCGCUAACUGUUAGUUACAAAUGUGAAUGGACAAACUUUAUCUCGCGCGCACAGGCCUGCUUUCAACGUGUGCCCUUUGCUUCUCGUCCUACAUGGUAGUUUUGUUACAAGAUCGCUAAUUAUGAUAUGAGAAAGCUGUUUUAUAUGGUCUGUUUGUGCCUUUAAAUAGUUGACAGUCUGCUAUGUGAAGAAAUACUGGUUGGUUGGUUUUGUUUUUCCUCAAGCCUCUUCACAUUUUCGGCCUGCUUGUUUUGCACCACAUUGUUAUCCAUGCUAAAUAGCAUCGAUAAGAUCGCACUAUGCUGACCUUCACACUUCCCUAUUUUGGACUUUUUCAAGAAUCAAAAACAAGAGGACUUUACAUAACAUGGAAGAGUUAAAGAGUGGUAUUGUACUCACAGGGUCUCCCAAAAAGGUCAACCUCUGAUGACUGAGGAGACCUGUUUUUUUUUUUUUUCUUUACGUAAAGACUAUUUGUUUUAGGUUACCGACCUUUUUUAAGUUCAGAUGUGCUUUGUUGCGGUACUCUUAAAACCAUUCCUUUCACAUUAUGAGUAAAUGUUAAUUAAUCGGAAGUAAUAAGUAAUUAUGUCAUUGUGAUGAAGUUGAGAUAUGAAGAUACGACUUCGGCCUUUGCAUAUAUAUAUAUAUAUAUAUAUACAAAAACAGAAGUGAAAUAAUCUUGUCCUGAUCUUCCAUUCUGUUUUUUUUUUUUUUUUUUCUCAGUUAAUGUUAUCUCCUAGCGUCAUAUCAGCCAGUUUAGAUGUGUUAAUGCCAUAGAGGUUUCGCGGAACAUUUAAGCAGAGAUCGUUUUGCUUUGGUUGGCGGUGUGGUUGAGUAGACUCCUUAAUGGUUAUAAAUAUAUACCAAAAUAUACAAAAACAGACGUGAAAUAAUCUUGUCCUGAUCUUCCGUUCAGUUCUGUUUUUUUUUGUUGUAUUUUUUGUCUCAGUUAAUGUUAUCUCCUAGCAUCAUAUAAGCCAGUUUAGACGUGUUAAUGCCAUAGCGGUUUCGCGGAACAUUUAAGAGAUCGUUUUGCUUUGGUUGGCGGUGUGGUUGAGUAGACUCCUUAAUGGUUGCUGUUUGUGUGGAAAUUAUGUAUUUUUGAAAUGUAUACUUCUCUAGCAGAAUGUUCUGGAUGGCAAAUACAACAUAUUGUGUACCAAAAUGAAGAGAGAGAAGGAGAGGAUUACGUUCAUUCCUCUGUAUACAAAACUGACCAUGAAUUCCAAGCUCUUUGCUCUUUUGAUGAAUGGCUGUUUGUGUGUAUGUGGGCGAGCGUGUCUAUACAAAUAUAUAUAUUUCAGUGCAGCAUGGAAGUACUGGGCAUUCUUUGAAAUAAUAGAUCUAGCACAGCGCAUUUGUAUUAUUUAAGAUAGAAAUGUAUAUUAUAAGAGGAAAAUAUUUAAAAGGAAUAAAUAAUAUAUGAGCAUCAAA
Molecule: messenger RNA, 5110 nt
Organism: Ctenopharyngodon idella (grass carp)
Lineage: Eukaryota; Metazoa; Chordata; Actinopteri; Cypriniformes; Xenocyprididae
Gene: bahd1
Product: bromo adjacent homology domain containing 1
Exons: 7
Coding region: 332-2773 (813 amino acids)
Molecular function (GO): chromatin binding
Source: RefSeq, a predicted model, not a curated record